AUGGAGGAUGCUGACGCUGGUCAUCGUCUGGUCGGACAAUAUACUGCUACCAAGGAUCAGGUUGAUGAAAUGGCACAUGGAAAUGGUGUUGAAGAGGAGGACAUCCUUCUUGGACGCGAGAAAGCGGCCAGGAUUGCGGACCGAGAGACAGAUUACCAGAAACGCCGGUUCAACCGCGGACCUUUGACGCCUACGAGAGCCGAUCCCUUCGCCGCCAACACUCAUGCGAAUGUCGAGGGAGAGGGUCAGACUUAUCGUGAAGUCAUGGCUCUGCGUGAGCUUGAAAAAGAAGAAGAGCGUAUCCAGAAGCUGAUCGCAGAGAAGCAGGCCAAUGGCGAAAACGGCGUCACAGAGCACGAGGCCACCCUGACACUUGAGGAUAAAGAAAAUGCCGAGAAGGGUUCCACGGUCUCUGUUGCGUCUGGUCGUAAGCGCAAGCAGCGAUGGGAUGUCACCUCGGAGCCUACCGAAGCCGAGCCUACGGCACCCCAACUCGGAGAAGCCAAGCCAAAAAGAUCACGCUGGGAUCAAACGCCUGCCCCUGCUCCUCCAGGCGAGGAAGCGACUAAGCGUCGGUCGAGAUGGGAUCAGGCCCCCGCACUUGGGGCAGCGACUCCCGUUGGCAACCAGGGUCUUGCAACCCCAAUGCAUCCUUCCCAAGUAGGUGCGCCUAUGAUGCCAACUAGCUUUGGAACUGAUAUCUCUGGUCGCAAUGCUCCCUUGUCGGACGAGGAGCUUGACUUGAUGCUCCCAUCUGAGGGCUAUCAAAUUCUCGAGCCUCCGCCGGGAUAUGCCCCCAUUCGAACCCCUGCUCGCAAACUCAUGGCUACUCCGGCUCCUGUUCCUGCCGCGGGCGGAGGGUUUAUGAUGCAAGAGCCCGAGAGUGUUCGUUCCCUUGGGAAGCAGUUGCCAACUGACAUCCCUGGUGUUGGUGAUCUCCAGUUCUUCAAGCCAGAGGAUAUGGCGUACUUUGGCAAGCUGAUGGAAGGAGGCGAAGAGAACACUAUGUCAGUGGAGGAAAUGAAAGAAAGGAAGAUCAUGAGGCUGCUCUUGAAGGUCAAGAACGGCACGCCGCCCAUGAGAAAGACCGCAUUGCGUCAAUUGACGGACAAUGCGCGGCAAUUUGGUGCUGGUGCCCUGUUCAACCAAAUCCUGCCAUUGCUCAUGGAGAAAUCGCUGGAGGAUCAGGAGCGCCAUUUAUUGGUCAAGGUCAUUGACCGUGUGCUUUACAAGCUCGAUGAUCUCGUUCGCCCCUACGUUCACAAAAUUCUCGUCGUCAUUGAACCUUUGCUUAUUGACCAAGACUACUAUGCUCGUGUGGAAGGUCGGGAAAUCAUUUCCAACCUGGCCAAGGCAGCUGGCCUUGCUACCAUGAUCAGUACGAUGCGUCCUGAUAUAGACCACGUCGAUGAGUAUGUCCGAAACACGACAGCUCGAGCCUUCGCGGUCGUCGCCUCCGCUCUUGGUAUUCCGGCUCUACUCCCAUUCCUUCGUGCGGUGUGCCGCAGUAAGAAGUCCUGGCAGGCCAGACACACUGGAGUUAAGAUUGUCCAGCAGAUUCCUAUUCUCAUGGGUUGCGCUAUCUUACCUCACCUUAAGGGUUUGGUGGACUGCAUUGCCGACAAUCUGAGUGAUGAGCAGGCCAAGGUCCGGACUGUUACUGCGUUGGCUGUGGCCGCGUUGGCCGAAGCUGCGAACCCGUACGGUAUCGAGAGUUUCGAUGAAAUCCUCAACCCUCUUUGGACGGGAGCACGAAAGCAACGCGGCAAGGGUCUUGCCGCAUUCCUCAAGGCUGUCGGAUACAUCAUUCCUCUGAUGGAUGAAGAAUACGCCAACUACUAUACCAGCCAGAUUAUGGAGAUCCUGCUUCGAGAGUUUUCGUCGCCAGAUGAAGAAAUGAAGAAGGUCGUCCUGAAGGUGGUAUCACAGUGCGCAAGCACUGACGGUGUGACAGCCGGCUACCUGAAGGAGCACGUCUUGACCGACUUCUUUAAGAGCUUCUGGGUGAGGAGAAUGGCGCUGGACCGGAGGAACUACCGCCAGGUGGUUGACACCACCGUCGACCUGGGACAAAAGGUCGGCGUUGGAGAGAUCCUGGAGCGGAUUGUUAACAACCUGAAGGAUGAGAGCGAGCCGUACCGCAAGAUGACUGUGGAAACCACUGAGAAGCUGGUUGCGUCUCUCGGUGCGGCAGAUAUUUCGGAGCGAUUGGAGGAACGGUUGAUCGAUGGUGUUCUUUAUGCCUUCCAGGAACAGAGUAUUGAGGACAUUGUGAUUCUCAACGGAUUUGGAACGGUUGUGAACGCCCUCGGCACCCGGUGCAAGCCGUAUCUCCCACAGAUUGUCAGUACCAUUCUGUGGCGACUGAACAACAAGUCUGCUACUGUUCGUCAACAAGCGGCAGACCUCAUCUCGCGAAUUGCGAUGGUCAUGCGGCAAUGUGGGGAGGAUCAGCUUAUGGGUAAACUGGGUGUUGUGCUUUACGAAUACCUCGGUGAAGAAUACCCCGAGGUUCUAGGUUCUAUCCUAGGUGCCCUUCGAUCAAUUGUCACUGUCGUCGGUAUCAACCAGAUGCAACCACCGAUUCGUGACCUACUACCUCGUCUGACUCCUAUUCUUCGUAAUCGACAUGAGAAGGUGCAAGAGAACACAAUUGACCUGGUCGGACGUAUUGCUGAUCGUGGCCCCGAAGCCGUCAACGCUCGUGAAUGGAUGCGUAUCUGUUUCGAACUGCUGGACAUGUUGAAGGCGCACAAGAAGGGUAUCCGUCGGGCAGCCAACAACACAUUCGGUUUCAUCGCCAAGGCUAUCGGUCCUCAGGAUGUCCUUGCCACUUUGCUCAACAACCUGCGUGUGCAAGAACGUCAAUCGCGUGUGUGUACCGCCGUCGCCAUCGGUAUCGUUGCGGAAACCUGUGCUCCCUUCACCGUCCUCCCAGCCCUCAUGAACGAAUACCGCGUCCCCGAACUCAACGUCCAAAACGGUGUCCUGAAAGCCAUGUCCUUCCUCUUCGAAUACAUCGGCGAAAUGGCCAAAGACUACGUCUACGCCGUCACCCCCCUCCUCGAAGACGCCCUCAUCGACCGUGACCAAGUCCACCGCCAAACCGCCGCCAGCGUCGUCAAGCACAUCGCCCUGGGUGUUGUUGGACUCGGCUGCGAAGACGCAAUGGUCCAUCUUCUCAACCUUGUCUUCCCUAACAUUUUCGAAACCAGUCCCCACGUCAUUGACCGGGUUAUCGAAGCCAUCGACGCUAUCCGCAUGGCUGUUGGUACCGGUAUUGUGAUGAACUACGUGUGGGCUGGACUGUUCCAUCCUGCACGGAAGGUGCGGACGCCGUACUGGAGACUGUACAAUGAUGCUUAUGUGCAGAGUGCGGACUCGAUGGUGCCGUAUUAUCCUACUUUGGACGAUGAUGGGUUGGACAGGGCGGAGUUGAUGAUUAUUGUUUAA
Aspergillus chevalieri is the source of this 3453-nucleotide messenger RNA. It is a transcript of the gene PRP10, whose product is annotated as U2 snRNP complex subunit HSH155. The record is from RefSeq and is a predicted model, not a curated record. Gene Ontology annotation, cellular component: catalytic step 2 spliceosome; U2 snRNP; U2-type prespliceosome. The transcript has a single exon. Gene Ontology annotation, biological process: spliceosomal complex assembly. Gene Ontology annotation, molecular function: mRNA binding. Lineage: Eukaryota; Fungi; Ascomycota; Eurotiomycetes; Eurotiales; Aspergillaceae. The coding region runs from base 1 to 3453 and encodes 1150 amino acids.